UUAGAACGUCAAGCCCAACGCAUCAAAUGAAGAACCAUAUAUACACUUUUCUAUUUUCCUAUUUAGCCUAUAUGGCAGUUGUUGAAGGUCAGAUACCCCAAAUAAACUCCUUCAAUAAGGUGGUCAGUUUAGAUUGUUUGGAAUGCCUCUGUGAAACGAUCAGUGACUGCAAUUUGACCCUAGGCUGCACUGGGUCAACAUGUGGACCAUUUGCCAUAACUAAACCAUAUUGGCAACAUGGCGGCCAGUUGAUUUUAAGAGGCGAUACCCUCGAUAACGAGACUCAAGCCUUUGAAAAUUGCUGCAAUGAUGUCUUUUGUGCCGGAGAUACCAUUCAAGGCUAUAUGAGAACUUUUAAACAGGACUGUAAUGGGGACGGCGUCAUAGAUUGCUAUGACUUUGGAGCCAUACACACUCUUGGACCUUAUGGAUGCAAGGGGGAAGUACCUCAGUGGUAUGGUUCCAAGCUGAGACGUUGUAUUGAAAAAUCUCACAAAUAAAAUUUAAACAAAAUUGAAGAUUGUUUUGAGGGACCCCAAUAAAUAAUAUACAUAUUAUUUGAAUCUCA
This is a messenger RNA of Drosophila willistoni, 568 nucleotides long. Its product is annotated as lysozyme. NCBI's taxonomy places the organism in Eukaryota, Metazoa, Arthropoda, Insecta, Diptera, Drosophilidae. The record is from RefSeq and is a predicted model, not a curated record. Gene Ontology annotation, molecular function: lysozyme activity. Bases 27 to 500 code for a protein of 157 amino acids. The transcript is spliced from 2 exons.